Molecule: messenger RNA, 354 nt
Organism: Adineta steineri
Lineage: Eukaryota; Metazoa; Rotifera; Eurotatoria; Adinetida; Adinetidae
Source: the annotation of a GenBank genome assembly
AUGUAUACGAGUAACGAGUCUCGAUUUUCUAUUGGCGAACAAAGUGAAACAAUUCGUAAACAGUUUUGGAGAAGUGACUUUAAACAAUGUCCAAUGUGUAAAAGUCCAAAUAUCGCUGAUAAAAGAUGGCUUGUUGAAAUUCGUCAUAAUGGAGAUGUUUGUGGAACAAUUGUUUACCAAUGUCUCGGUGAAGAAACUGCAGAUGAUAUAAAAGACUUCGAAUGGAUUGAUUUCACAAAAAGACUCGAAGGUCGCCAUGGUUGUGGAUUUUUUACAUCAUAUUUUUUUGAUGAAAAUGUUCCCGGUGACGAUCGUUAUGAAACACAUGGAUGGAUUAAAGAAGAAUCAUAUUGA